This is a messenger RNA of Vanessa atalanta (red admiral), 1763 nucleotides long. Its product is annotated as clavesin-2-like. NCBI's taxonomy places the organism in Eukaryota, Metazoa, Arthropoda, Insecta, Lepidoptera, Nymphalidae. The transcript is spliced from 6 exons. The coding region runs from base 185 to 1219 and encodes 344 amino acids. Gene Ontology annotation, molecular function: phosphatidylinositol bisphosphate binding. The record is from RefSeq and is a predicted model, not a curated record. Gene Ontology annotation, cellular component: membrane.
ACUAGUCAGCCAGUGUUGAACCGACACUCGGUGCGGUGGUACCAUUACCAUCGCAUUGGAUAUAGCAAGUAAAUAAUAAUUAACUUUUCUAUUAAAUAAUAGUGAAAAUUGUGUGCAAAAUAUUUUGGAUUUAUUUGUGAAUAUCGUUCGGAGACCUGUUUUAUAUUUGUUUUGAUUUACGAAAAUGGCGACGUCCGUCCUUCAGCCCGAAGAUUGCCGAAGAGAACAUGAACCUAAACCCGAUAUUGAUACACCCCGACUCACCGACGAUGAAAGGAUUGCCAUCCUGGAAAACAAUGAGCGUGAAACCGGCGAUCUUCCUCAAGAACUAAGGGAAAAAGCCAGAGUUGAUAUACGGGAGGAAAUAACAUUGAGGGAACAUGCGCUUGCGCAGAUGAGACAUUUCAUUGAAAAACAUCCUGCAAUUAAGAAAUGUAGAACUGAUACACCAUUUCUGCUUCGUUUUCUACGCACAAAGAAAUACUCCAUCCCCCAAUCCUGUUCCAUGCUGGAGAGAUAUCUGACCAUACGGCAGAUGCAUCCACAUUGGUUCCAGAAGCUCGAUCCUCUGGAUCCCAAAAUAGCAGCAAUUAUUGAUGCUGGGUAUCUAGUUCCACUGCCGAAGAGGGAUGCUGAAGGACGGAGGGUCGUUUUAUCUUGCAUGGGUCGCUUCGAUCCACACGUUUAUGAUAGCAGUGUGAUGGCGCGCGUUCACUCCAUGAUCGUUGAGCUGCUCCUUGAUGAACCUCGUUCUCAACUGUUGGGCUACACGCACGUUAAUGACGAAGCCGGGAUGCAAAUGCCACACGUGAGCCUCUGGUCGCUCAACGAUGUGCGGGUCAUGUUAAACUGUAUACAGAAUUCCACUCCAAUGCGUCACAAGCGUACACACUUCGUCAAUAUACCGCAUUAUGGCGUCAAGUUCUUUGAGUUCGCAAUAUCUUUGCUCAGCGAUAAACUUAAGGACAGAGUUAUGUUCCAUCGCACAUCGGAUGAUUUAGUAAAACACGUCGAUCCAUCAAUUUUGCCUAAAGAAUACGGCGGAACAGUUCCUCUAAAAGACAUGAUUGAUGAAUUGAAGCGUAAACUUUUAAAGCAUAGAGAAGAUUUGCUUGCUUUGGACGACAUGUGCAUUGAUUUAUAUGCACUUGAAAAAAACGAUUUGACUCAAGACAUACAUUCAACUGCUGGUUCGUUCAGAAAACUGGAACUUGAUUAGCUAUAACUUUGUGAUAGAUGUAGGUUUAAAGUGAAUGUUAUUUUAAUUAAAUACUCAGGAAAAUAUCCAAAUUUUAAAUGUAUACAUAAUCCUUUAAAAAACAUAUAUUAUUUGUAUUACAUUUCCGAAUGUUUCUGUAUUUCCUAUCUCAUUAUCAUAUUUCCGAUCUCAUCGAUGUUUUUUAAACUUUACAGAUUAUGGUUUAACUUUAAAUUAAAAUAGUUAAAUAAUAUAAAUAAAAUCGCUUUUAUAAUAAGGAAUUAUAUCUUUAUAACUUUUAUAGAAACUAGUAAAGUAGUGGCAGCCGUCGGUGGUCACGUUACCAUUCUUAAACUGAUGACGUCAUUGUACAUAUAAAUUACAAUGAUUAAGUAUAAUAAUUUUCAUUAGCAAAUUCUUUUUAGAGGUGUGAUUAAUGACAUGACAACCUGACUGCUGCUUAAAUAAUAUUUUUAAAUACUUGAUGUAUGUUCUGUCCGUUACUAACUUAUAAAGCAGUUAGAUAACUUUAAGAAAUAAAUAGCAAAUAAGUAAUUAAUUAAGG